Messenger RNA from Indicator indicator, 1506 nucleotides. RefSeq names its product ferredoxin reductase (gene FDXR). The record is from RefSeq and is a predicted model, not a curated record. NCBI's taxonomy places the organism in Eukaryota, Metazoa, Chordata, Aves, Piciformes, Indicatoridae. Gene Ontology annotation, biological process: ubiquinone biosynthetic process. The coding region runs from base 1 to 1506 and encodes 501 amino acids. The transcript is spliced from 12 exons. Gene Ontology annotation, cellular component: mitochondrion.
AUGGGACCGGGCGGCGCGUGCUGGAGAGGCGGUGGCGUCCCGGGCGGGCUCAAGCGGUGGCUGUCCUCAGCUGCCCCGGCACCUCGGGUCUGCGUGGUGGGCAGCGGUCCCGCCGGCUUCUACACGGCUCAGCACAUCCUCAAGGUACUGGCUCAUGUGGCCUUUCUGUCCUUCUCCCUUAACUGUGACUUCCUUCUGCAGCACCAUGGUGGGGCCCAAGUGGACAUCUAUGAGAAGCUGCCUGUUCCCUUUGGGCUCGUCCGUUUUGGGGUGGCCCCUGACCACCCCGAAGUGAAGAACGUGACCAACACCUUCACGCAGACGGCGCGCUCGGAGCGCUGCGCCUACUACGGGAACGUCACCGUGGGGAGGGACAUCACGGUGCCAGAGCUGCAGCAGGCUUACCAUGCCGUGGUGCUGAGUUAUGGUGCUGAAGAUAACAGAGUCCUGGGGAUCCCAGGGGAGAACCUCUCUGGUGUGCACUCUGCCCGUGCCUUCGUGGGCUGGUACAACGGCCUGCCCGAGAACCAGGACCUGAAGCCUGACCUGAGCUGUGAGACGGCGCUGAUCCUGGGACACGGGAAUGUGGCGCUGGACAUCGCCCGGAUCCUCCUGUCCCCGCUCCAGCUCCUCAGGAAGACAGACAUCACUGCUGGCUCCCUGGCAGCUCUCACCUGCAGCAAGGUGAAGCGUGUCUGGCUGGUUGGGAGGAGGGGACCUCUCCAAGUUGCUUUCACUAUCAAGGAGCUGCGGGAGAUGAUAAACCUGCCUGGUACCAGGCCUGUCCUGAGCCCUGCUGACUUCACAGGCCUUGAAAAUGCUAUUAAAGAUGCCCCCAGGCCCAGGAAGCGACUGACUGAGCUGAUGAUCAAAACAGCCCUGGAGAAGCCUGGGGAGAAGACUGUGGAGGUGCAGGCAGCAGCCCCCCGGGAGUGGGGGCUGAAGUUCCAGCGCAGCCCUCAGGAGGUGCUGCCCAGCACCGAUGGGACACGAGUGCGAGGGGUCCGCAUGGCCCUGACACGCCUGGAGGGCUCAGGUGACUCUGCUAAAGCCAUCCCCACUGGAGAUGUGGAGGACCUGGAGUGUGGGCUGGUGCUCAGCAGCAUUGGCUACCGGAGCCUGCCCCUGGACCCAGCAGUGCCCUUCGAUGCCCAGCGUGGAGUUAUCCCAAACAGCUCUGGAAGAGUGGAGGGUGUCCCAGGUCUGUACUGCAGUGGGUGGGUGAAGAGAGGACCCACAGGUGUGAUCAUCACCACCAUGAAUGACAGCUUUGACACUGCCCAGUCUGUGCUGGAGGAUCUCCAGGUGGGCACUCUGGACAUGUCCAGCUCCAGGGAAGGCUUUGGAGCUGUGGAGAGCAUCCUGCGCAGCCGAGGGGUCCGUCCCGUUUCCUUCUCGGACUGGGAGAAGAUAGAUGCUGCUGAAGUGGCAAGAGGCAAAGCUGCUGGCAAGCCCCGGGAGAAGAUUGUGGAUCCUCAGGAGAUGCUGCAGCUGAUCGGGCACUAA